This is a messenger RNA of Pseudophryne corroboree (corroboree frog), 2946 nucleotides long. Its product is annotated as MAL-like protein. Bases 85 to 582 code for a protein of 165 amino acids. Gene Ontology annotation, molecular function: structural constituent of myelin sheath. Lineage: Eukaryota; Metazoa; Chordata; Amphibia; Anura; Myobatrachidae. Gene Ontology annotation, biological process: myelination. The transcript is spliced from 4 exons. The record is from RefSeq and is a predicted model, not a curated record. Gene Ontology annotation, cellular component: membrane.
AUUGCUAUGUUUGGUGUACAGAUAGCCAGGUGUUGGGAAGCAGCAGACAUCUCUUUACUUAGCAGAUUGCUCUGAGAGGGAGAAAUGGCAACAGCAGGAAUACAGAUACCCGGCAGCACAGAGGUGCCAGACAUUCCCUAUGGAUUUGGGGUUUUUAGAACAUUACCAUAUGCAUUUAUACUUCCAGAACUGAUUUUUGGUUCAUGGGUUUGGAUCCUGGUUGCUGCUACUAAAGUAUUUUAUCCAAUUACUCAAGGAUGGGUCAUGUAUGUUUCAGUAUCCUCAUUCUUCUUUUCAUUGUUACUCCUGAUGGUCUACGUGUUUGGUUUCCACAGAAACCACUGCGGCACCUGGAGACUAGUGGAUGUGAUUUACCAUGGGAUUACAGCAAUUUUUUACCUCAGUGCUGCUGUUUUGCAAGCCAACGCAACAAUAUACUGUGAUUAUUCUAUACCACCCAAUUCUUCAUAUACACCCCACUGCAGCGUAACAUACUACCAUUUGGAUGCUGCAGCCACAUUCUUUGCUUUCUUGACAUCGUUGAUAUAUAUACUGCACAGCUUCCAGUCCUACGUUCACUGAGGGUCUCCCAGGAGGCAGAGCAGUCUGUGAAUGUACAGAUCAGAUGAGACAAGAAGAAGUUCUCUGAUGUGACACACUUGAAACGUCCCCAUCAACCUUAGUCUUUAUGUAAUGAUCCUCAACAACACUGAUGACCAUUUACAUGUCCAAGAUCCCAAAACUUUUUUGUUUGUAAUUUUACAUUUGAAUUCUGUUAAUAUUACAGGGGCAUAAGCAAUGCUUGGUAGUAACAGAAAUAAGUACUAGGAUUCUUUUGUUUUGCAAGGCAAAGUAAAUAUCUCCUAAGACGUUAGCUUGGCUGAUUCAUGUUACAAGCCAGGCUAUGACAGAUCCAUUGCAAUGCCACUAUACAUUUAUGACAAUAAGGUUACAUGAAAAGUAUUAUUAUAAAUAUGGCUUUAGUUAGGUUAAGCACUUUUCACUGUAUUAUUCGCUGUUUGAUAUAGUUAUAUUUAUUUUUUCAUACUUAAAUACUUUCUUAUUCCUUCCAUGGUUUAUGUAAUAAAAAAAAACCUUCAACUUGGCGCUUGCAACUUGUUAUCACAUUGUACAGUAUCCAUAAAGGAGACAGAUUAAUUAUAUUGUGUGUAAUGAUUUAUAAUAGUACAAUGCACACCCAAAAUACACAGGUUGUGAGGAAUCACUGUUGAAAAUCACAAACAACCAGGGAGCACGGCAAUAAGUACGUAUAGGAGUAAGAAACUGAACGUUGAUCACACCUAUUAUUUGCCUGGUUUGUGGGUUAAGAAAAUGCAUUUAAAGGGAUUUUAACCCUAUAUAUUUUUAUUUUCCCUUUGUAUUUCUCUCGUGUACAUAUUAAUAAAUUAAUGUAUUAAAUAUUUUGUUAUUUUACAGUAGCUAGACUAAAUGAAAUUGCUAGAGAUGCGGUUGUACCUCUUCCCCAUAAUCCUUUGUCUCCUUUCAAAACUGUGAUCCCAAGCUCAGAAAAUUGAGUGCGGUUUAAUGUCAAGGGAUAUGCGUAAAGUUAUUUGAGACAGGGCCAGGAUCAUUAUGGGCCGAAUAUAUGAAAGACAGCUGGCAAAGAGAUAGCAGACAGAGGAGCAUAUGUAUCAAAGCUUGGGGAGAGAGAUAAAGUACUAACAAAUCAACUGAUGUCAUUUUUCAAACACUGGCCUGUAAACUAACAGUUAGGAGUUUAUUGGUUGGUACUUUAUCAGUCUCCAAGCUUUGAUACAUAUUCCAAAGAGAGAUUGUUUACAGCAUUGAAAAAGGGAUAACAAUACUGUCCCACCAGCAGGCCAUAGUGUCCCGCAGAGGGGAAAAGUCGGGGGGAAGCACUAUCAUCUCUGCUCCACGCAGUGCAGCGUGUAAAUAGAUGCUGUGCAAUGUGCAUGGCAUCUAUACACAGUGCAGGGGCAGAGCCUGGGAGAAGUCCAGCAUUUAAGAGAAUGCUGGACAUGCCCACACACUGAGGCAAACUGGGAUUUGUUGUAAGGCUCCGCCCCCUUCCAAUAAGGCCCCACUCCUUUGGCAUGCCUGGAGUCACGUUUUCUCCACAGACAAUGGGGGUAAUUCAGACCUGAUUGCUGCUGUGCGUUUUUGCACAGCGAGUAAUCAGGUCCAAACUGCGCAUGCGUAUGCACCACAAUGCACAAGUGCGUCGUAUGGGUAAAAAGUGGAUCGCCGCUCAGCGAUGGGUUUGUGCAAUGGAUCCGUUUGCACGGGCGAUCGCAAGGAGAUUGAUAGGAAGAAGGUGUUUGUGGGUGUCAACUGACCGUUUUCAGGGACUGUCUGGAAAAAUGCAGGCGUGUCCAAGCGUUUCCAGUGAGGGUUCCUGAUGUCAAUUCUGGUCCCGGACAGGCAGAUGUGAUUGCAGCGGCUGAGUAAGUCCUGGGCUGCGCAGAAACUGCACAAAAUCUGUUUGUACAGUUCUGCUACACAUGCGUUCGCACACUUGCACAGGUAAAAUACCCUCCCCCUGUAGGCGGUGACUAUCUGAUCACAGCUGUGCAAAAAUCGCUUGUUAGCGAUCAGAGUUGAAUUAGGCUCAAUGUUGGGACAAUGUAUGCACUUAACAUAUACAGAAAUCUCUUGUACAGAACAUAAAUUUUAUUCUGUUUUUCAUAAAAUCAAAUACAUUUAAUGUAAUAUCUUAUUCUUUACACAACUGUAUAUUAGAUUUAUGAGUCAUUAUAAUAUUAUUCAUCAUAUUUCGCUACCUAUAAAAAGGAGUUCUAAAUAUGAGAAAUAACGACCUUAAUCAUGUGUGCUUCAGAGGCAUAUAUUGAUGUCUGCAAAGUGAUCUUCCAUCAGAUAGCUGAAUGACAUAUGUGUCUUGAUGGUUUGCCUUUCAAUUUUAUCUCUUCUUUAUGUAAAUAAAGCAAUCUGAAUAUUCUGCCUGUA